AUGAAGGCUUCUCUCGCUCUCUCUGUCCUGGCAUGUGCCAUUUCAACCGCAGCUACAAGCAUCCACCACCGCCGGGCCGACAACUACCUCCCUGCUGCCGGUAUUCCCAAGGCCGGCUAUAAUGCCUAUGGAGGAAACUAUGAUCAUCCCGACACCAACAAGUACCAGCCUGUCGGUCAGAAGCAGACGUCUUCCAGCUCUGGCUCUACCACUAGCAAGAACACGGACAAGAAGGCGACUACUCAGGCUGCAAAGUGCAUAUCAAAGGGCAAGCUAGAGUCCAUCGUCAAUAAAUACGUGUCUACCUUUUCAGGUAUCACAGACGGCGGAACUCUCGCAAAGACUAUCUUCAACGACGAUGUCAAGUUCUAUUCGCAGUCUAUCUGGUGGACGGCUUCGUCCAGCAAGAUCAACAAGUACGCCAAGAACGACAACUAUCCUCCUGUCUUCAAGAAUCUUAAAGAGCUUAUCGCGGGAAACAUUGAAAAGACCAACGACCCCAGUGCUUUCAUCAAGGGUCCCGUGGCUUACGGCUGCAACACCUUUACCAUUUACUGGAAGGGUGACUUUGAGGUUCCCAAAGGCAGAAACCAUGGUCGCGGCAAUGGCAUCGACUUGGUCUUCUUGAGUCCUGCGACUGGCAAGAUCAAGAAGGCUUACUCCGAGUACAACACUCUGAACCAGGUUUACAACUGGGGCGCCCACAUCACCUGGGCCAAGGACGACGUUUGCUGUGAUUGUCCCGUGGUGUUUGAUGACAAGUGCAAGUGUACCAAAUAA
This is a messenger RNA of Fusarium pseudograminearum CS3096, 780 nucleotides long. RefSeq lists its product as uncharacterized. The record is from RefSeq and is a predicted model, not a curated record. The transcript has 2 exons. Lineage: Eukaryota; Fungi; Ascomycota; Sordariomycetes; Hypocreales; Nectriaceae. The coding region runs from base 1 to 780 and encodes 259 amino acids.